This is a messenger RNA of Cucurbita moschata (crookneck pumpkin), 665 nucleotides long. Its product is annotated as VQ motif-containing protein 11-like. The record is from RefSeq and is a predicted model, not a curated record. Lineage: Eukaryota; Viridiplantae; Streptophyta; Magnoliopsida; Cucurbitales; Cucurbitaceae. The transcript has a single exon. The coding region runs from base 204 to 629 and encodes 141 amino acids.
CUUUUUCCUCUGCUUUUUUUCCUUUUUUUCAUUUGGUUGAAGAAGCUUCAUUGCAAGAUCAUUCCCAUUCCAUCAAUCAAUGAGUCAACGACACUCUGAAAAGCAAUACUUUUUCAACCUUUGAAAAUUCCCACUACCCAAUAAAACCCCCCCAUUCUUUCCUUCUCCAUUCACUCUGUUUUUCAUAAUUUCUUCCUCCAAUAAUGGCCGCCACCGCCACCGCCGCCACCGUGCAUUCCUCCACCACGACCUUCGUCGAAGCCGACCCAUCAUCAUUCCGAGCAAUAGUUCAGAAGCUAACCGGAGCACCUAACGCCCCAUCAGCGUCGUUUCGUCUGCAGGAGCGGCGGCGGAGUAGCAAGAAGCUGGAGCUGGAGCUGAACGGCGGCGAUGGUUUGACAGGGAUCGGAAUUGGAAUCGAAAUGGUAUCGCCGGUGUCGACUUUGGAUUUUGUAGCACGUGGGAAUCCUUGUGAAGAGGAAGAGAAGGCCAUCGCCGGAAAAGGGUUUUAUUUGCACCCAAGUCCAAUAAGCCCUCCCGGAGGAUCCCAGCCGCCUCGGCUUUUGCCCCUGUUUCCUCUUUCUUCUCCAAGGGACUGUAAUUUCAGAAACCAUUCUGUUUCUUCUUAAUUUUAUACUUAUAAUUAUUUUGCCUCUCCCUCUCUC